CCUACCGAUUUGCUCGAACUUCUCAGUACAAACGAAUUCGAGGAAAUACUUGUGGAUUCGAGUGAUGAUACUGAAUUCACUCAGAAAUUAUGGGAUGCUUUGACGAAUUCGCCGAUGAACUCUGCUCUGUAUGACACAAUUCUUCAUUACCUCGCAACUGCAAAGUGCUUUCUGAAGCUCGAAGAGUUUUGGGCUCAUCUUGAUGUGGAUAAGACGUUGGAGUUCCUUAAAGGAAUCCAGUAUUACAACACGGUGACUUCACGGAUAGAGAAGAGCUUAGAAGGUGUAGAAGAUAUUCCCACAAAGAAGCGAGUUGUUCUGCGAACCGUCCCAUUGCUUGGAGAUAACGCUAUUUACGAUCUAAUGCGAUCUAUUUAUUACAAUUCUGAACAAUCAGCUGAAUUUGUUGAUAAGUUGCACCCUAACUUUCUUCGAUUCUACGACCUACCAUCGAUUUCGCAUUCAAGUGAAACUUUGACCGGAAGGCUGCUGAAAGCAAUCGAUGACCGAUCAUUUGCAGUUAUGUCAGAUGGCGUGAAGCGGUCCAUAGGAAGGUUUUGGGGGAUUUCAUCGAUUAUGAAAAAAUCACGCGAACUGCUACCUCUCAGAAGUUGUGGAAUGUGGUCUCUUGUAUGUCUCUUGUAUAUAACUACGCAUUACACUAAACACAUAGUAGUGAAUCUUCUUGAGGAGAAUACCAUAUCUGACGGUAUAGAGAAUGUAAUUCGUUCACCCUUUGAAGUGACUACGUUCACAAUGAUGGUGUUCGAUGAGUGCCACAAUGCUGUCAAGAAUUCGCCUUAUUCAAAGCUAUUGCGAUUCUACCAUCGGCUAAGUUUUUCUCAAAGAAUUCCUUCCAAGGCUGCUUUACCGCAGAUUAUCGGUUUGACUGCUUCGUUGGGUGUUGGAGGCAAAUCAACGGAAAAGGAUGCAGUAGCUCAUGUUAUUAGGCUUUGUGCAAUGCUGAACUGCAAGGCAAUCAGCACUGUGCGCAAAAAUGUGGGAGAACUGAAGAAAUUCUCACCUGAGGUUUUCGAUGAAAUCCACAGCUGCGGUGGUCAGAAUGACAGCGAGCGUUCUCGUUACCUCGGAACAAUAUGCGAAUUAAUGAAGAUAUUCGAGACCCAAUUGAACCUUAUCUACAUCAUGCCAUCAAACCGGCGCAAAGAGUCUCUCCUGACAAAGCGAACACUGCCGACGAUGGUAAACUAUAUCGUACGUAUACCAAAUAUGAGGCUGCACCUGAAGACAAAACAUCGCAGUAAUCUUUAUCGUGCAAUUGAAAUGUUUGAAGAUUUCUCAAGUGAGGAAUCUUUCAAGUUUCUUAACGAACAAAUGGAGUGGAGGAGUGCCUCGCUGACUAGCUUUUCACGUGAUCAUUGGAUAAAGUACUCCGAGAAGGCUGCGUGUAUGCAUUUACACAACAACAGUAGCAAAGAUUCCCGGACCAUAGUGUUCAUUAGAACACGCCGUGGUGCUUCUGCUUUAGCCGAAAUUCUCAAUAAGCAUCCUGUUAUGGUAUCAGAUGGAAUUCGAGUGGAAUGUAUCGCAGGCCUGAAUAAAGGAACGUGUGAAACGACGACAAAACGCGAACAAAUGGAGAAACUUAGAAGGUUCCGCGAUGGAGAAACUCGAGUUCUUGUCGCAACAUCGGUGGCUGAUGAAGGACUGGAUGUCGCCAAAUGCAACCUUGUUAUCAAGUACAAUUGCGCAACAAAUGAGAUUGCGCACGUACAGCGUAGAGGUCGUGGUCGUGCUGAAAAUUCGAGAAGCAUUCUCAUCACACAAAAUCUGAAGUUGGUAGAACAAGAGGAAAAGAAUGUUCUAAAAGUGCAAGAAGGUCUUACGGAGUUGCUACGCGAUAUUCAACGUGAGGACGCAAACGUUGCUCAGCGAAUAGCACUGCAAAAAGCAUCGGGAAAAGUGUAUAGGCUGUUAUGCAGUAAAUGUGAUGCUUUUCUCUGCACCUCCAACGAUAUCAAAACCUACAAGGGCACUCAGUACUGUGUCUGUGAUCCGUCAUUCUGGGCGAAAACUCGCCACGAAUUGGUGCGUGGGCAGCUGAGCACCACAGAGGAGAAGUUUGCUAUUGCAAAGCUGUGCUGCGUGAGUCCAAAUUGUGUAAAUGUCUUGGGAAGGAUCAUGUGUAUCGAGCAGAUAAUGAUGCCGGUUUUGUCAGCACAGGCGUGCGUAUUUGAAUACUACAAUGGAACUGAGCCUAUUCGAAGGACUGUGCGCAAAUGGAUCACUGUCAAGGAAGAAUUUUUCACUCCGGAUGAAAUUCGUAAUUACGAUUUAGCCGCCAUGAAUGAGGCAGCGGUUAGACCUAACAUCAAGUCUGAAGGAGUGGCU
Ostertagia ostertagi is the source of this 2352-nucleotide messenger RNA. NCBI's taxonomy places the organism in Eukaryota, Metazoa, Nematoda, Chromadorea, Rhabditida, Trichostrongylidae. The record is from the annotation of a GenBank genome assembly.